GUGUUGUUGUUAUUGUUUACUUUGUCAAAACUCUCAGUGAUGAAAAACAACCAGGACGUAAAGCGUCAGUUUUUCACGUGUAGCUGUUUCACCACGGACAACAUUUUCCUGCACAAAUACAAACUUCACGUUCGCUUCGUGUGUGAGCAGCAGUUUAUGCUGGACUAUGAGAGCCUGCUCAGGAAACUCGGCUGCGUCACUGAACGACACUUUACUGAAGUACUCGACGAGAUUUCUCAGGAAGUGGACAGACGAAGGCGCCAGAGCGCGGCGUCUGCAGAGAGAGCCGUGGUUAUAACAGACACUUACCAGCCUCUCCAUCCUCAUGUCUACCAUCUGCAGGAGUCUUACCUCGCUCCAAAGUUCAAGGAGAUCGUGGAGUUCUGUCGAAGCGGCGACGCCAGUGAACAGGGUCUGCGAGAGUUGCUGGAGGAAGUGACAGCUCCAAGAGUUUACCGCUUCCCUGUGUUUGAGAGAAACUUCUGCGAGGAGCUGGUGGAGGAGCUGGAGCAUUUUGAGCGGUCGUCGGCACCCAAAGGAAGGCCCAACACCAUGAACCAUUAUGGGAUCCUCCUGAAUGAACUGGGCUUUGACGACACUUUCAUCACGCCUCUCCGUGAGCAGUAUCUACGUCCACUCACCUCGCUGCUGUACCCAGACUGUGGGGGGCGCUGUCUGGACAGCCACAAGGCCUUUGUGGUGAAAUACGACAUGAAAGAAGACAUGGAUCUGAGCUACCAUUACGACAACGCAGAGGUCACGCUGAACGUCUCCCUGGGCAAGGACUUCACUGAGGGGAACCUUUAUUUUGGAGAUAUGAGACAGGUUCCAUUAGGUGAGACGGAGUGUACGGAGGUUGAACACAGGGUCACAGAGGGCCUCCUUCACCGCGGUCAGCACACGCACGGGGCUCUGCCCAUCGUCUCCGGUCAGCGCUGGAACCUCAUCGUCUGGAUGAGAGCGUCACAGGAGCGUAACAGACUGUGUCCCAUGUGUAACAGGAAGCCCACACUGGUGGAAGGAGAGGGUUUCGCUGACGGCUUCACCACAGACUCUGCUGCUCUGCCCUACGUCUCCUGUGUGUUAACGUAACUUCUCGCAAUGUGGUUUUUGUGAAUCAUUCACAAUCAUCACAGCACCUUUAUCUGAAAUAUGAUGCCAUAGCAGUACAACUACGUCCUGCUGUGUGUGUGUGUGUUUUCAGUGUUCACUAAAUCUGUCUGUGUCUGUCAAUCUGAGGGUCACAAAGUGGCUAAAACAUACGUAUACCUGGGCCACACUGGUUGUGUGUGCAGUGUUUGCUGAUCAGAUGAUUUUUCACACAUUAAUCUCGUCUGGCUGCUGGAUUAGCAAGGAUUAGGAGAGAUUUUUCUGAAUGUUUAGGUGGUUUAAGGGUUGAUUCGCCUUUGGAAUUUAGGAGAAUUUGUUUUUAAUGAAAAUCCGAUUUCUCUUUAAAUUCCACUGCCAAAAGCUCCCUUUUGGCUCCUUAAGUUAAGCUCUCUGGAGGUUAGAGUUUUGAGUGUGUCUGAUAUAUUGUGUAUAUGCUUGUAUUUUGUUGCACUUUAUCCCCAAGGGGAAAUUCUGUUCAAAUGCUACAAGGGAAAUUAAAAGCAAAACUUGAUUUAAUAA
This is a messenger RNA of Solea senegalensis (Senegalese sole), 1629 nucleotides long. RefSeq names its product 2-oxoglutarate and iron-dependent oxygenase domain containing 2 (gene ogfod2). NCBI's taxonomy places the organism in Eukaryota, Metazoa, Chordata, Actinopteri, Pleuronectiformes, Soleidae. The transcript is spliced from 7 exons. The coding region runs from base 40 to 1092 and encodes 350 amino acids. The record is from RefSeq and is a predicted model, not a curated record. Gene Ontology annotation, molecular function: oxidoreductase activity, acting on paired donors, with incorporation or reduction of molecular oxygen; iron ion binding; L-ascorbic acid binding.